AUGGUUGACGAAAAAAAGCCACUUUUGGACGCUUCUGGCGGCGAUAAACGCGAAGAUGACGCGACUGCAACAGCGAUUUUAAGACGCAAGAAGAAAGACAACAUGUUGAUGGUGGACGACGCUGUGAACGACGACAACUCGGUUAUCGCGAUCAACUCGAACACAAUGGACCUGCUACAGCUUUUUCGCGGCGACACAGUGGUGGUGAAGGGUAAAAAACGCAAGGACACGGUGAUGAUCGUGUUGAUCGACGAUGAGCUGGAAAACGGGGUCUGCAGAGUGAACCGUGUGGUCAGAAACAACCUGCGCAUCCGUUUGGGCGAUCUCGUCACGAUCCACGCCUGUCCCGAUAUCAAGUAUGCUUCUCGUAUCUCGGUUUUGCCUAUCGCAGACACCGUGGAGGGCUUGACCGGCAGUCUGUUCGACGUUUACCUCAAACCAUACUUCGUGGAGGCGUACCGUCCCGUACGCAAGGGCGACCAUUUUGUCGUAAGAGGCGGUAUGCGUCAAGUCGAGUUCAAGGUCGUGGACGUAGAACCAGAGGAAUACGCCGUGGUGGCCCAGGACACCGUGAUCCACUCUGAUGGCGAGCCUAUCAACCGUGAAGACGAAGAAAACAACAUGAACGAAGUGGGCUACGACGACAUCGGGGGCUGUCGCAAGCAAAUGGCACAGAUCCGUGAAUUGGUCGAACUGCCGCUUAGACACCCUCAGCUAUUCAAAGCCAUCGGAAUCAAGCCUCCCAGAGGUAUCCUCAUGUAUGGUCCACCUGGUACCGGUAAGACCUUGAUGGCUAGAGCCGUAGCCAACGAAACAGGUGCUUUCUUCUUCUUGAUCAACGGUCCAGAAGUCAUGUCCAAGAUGGCUGGUGAAUCCGAGUCCAACCUGAGGAAAGCCUUCGAGGAAGCCGAGAAGAACGCUCCUGCCAUCAUUUUCAUCGAUGAGAUCGACUCUAUCGCCCCCAAGCGUGACAAGACUAACGGUGAAGUCGAAAGAAGAGUCGUUUCUCAGCUACUGACUUUGAUGGACGGUAUGAAGGCUAGAUCCAAUGUUGUGGUCAUCGCUGCCACCAACAGACCAAACUCCAUCGAUCCAGCACUAAGAAGAUUCGGUAGAUUCGAUCGUGAAGUCGACAUUGGUAUCCCUGACGCCACCGGCAGACUUGAAGUGCUUCGUAUCCACACCAAGAACAUGAAGUUGGCUGAGGACGUGGACCUCGAAUCUCUAGCUGCGGAAACCCACGGUUACGUUGGUGCUGAUAUCGCUUCCCUCUGCUCUGAGGCCGCUAUGCAACAGAUUCGUGAAAAGAUGGAUAUGAUUGAUCUCGAUGAAGAUGAGAUCGCUGCCGAGGUGCUGGACUCUUUGGGCGUUACAAUGGACAACUUCAGAUUUUCUCUGGGCAACUCCAACCCAUCUGCAUUGCGCGAGACUGUUGUUGAGAGCGUUAACGUUACUUGGGAGGAUAUUGGUGGUCUGGAUGAAAUUAAGCAAGAAUUGAAAGAGACUGUCGAAUACCCUGUUCUUCACCCAGACCAAUACGCCAAGUUCGGUUUGGCUCCUUCUAAAGGUGUUUUGUUUUACGGUCCACCUGGUACCGGUAAGACUUUACUAGCCAAAGCUGUUGCCACAGAGGUCUCUGCUAACUUUAUCUCUGUUAAAGGACCAGAACUCUUGAGUAUGUGGUACGGUGAAUCCGAGUCUAACAUUCGUGACAUUUUUGAUAAAGCCAGAGCUGCUGCACCAACAGUGGUUUUCUUGGAUGAGUUGGACUCUAUUGCUAAAGCUAGAGGCGGUUCCGUCGGUGAUGCCGGUGGCGCUUCCGAUAGAGUUGUUAACCAACUGCUUACCGAAAUGGACGGAAUGAACGCCAAGAAGAAUGUGUUUGUCAUUGGUGCUACUAACAGACCAGACCAAAUCGACCCUGCUAUUUUGAGACCAGGUAGAUUGGAUCAACUAAUAUACGUUCCACUACCUGACGAAAUGGCGAGACUAUCGAUCCUGAAUGCACAACUCAGAAAGACUCCACUUGAACCAGGCUUGGAGUUGAGCACAAUCGCCAAAGCCACUCAAGGAUUCUCUGGUGCUGACUUGCAGUACAUUGUGCAAAGAGCCGCUAAGUUUGCCAUUAAAGAUUCGAUCGAGGCUCAGAGAAGCUUAGAGGCUGAACGCCAAAGCAAGGUCAAGACCGAAGACGUGGAAAUGGGCGAUGAGGCGACUGCUCCUGUCGUUGAGGAAGAAAUCGAAGAUACAGUACCAUACAUUACAAAAGACCAUUUUGCUGAGGCUAUGAAGACCGCGAAACGUUCAGUUUCUGAUGCAGAACUACGUCGUUACGAGGCUUACUCCCAACAAAUGAAAUCCUCGAGAGGUCAGUAUAGCAACUUCAAUUUCGGCGAUGCCCCAAGCGCAACCCAACCUGCCGGUAGCUCGGAAAAUGCCGGUGCCGCUUUUGGGGAGGGCGCUGAAGAAGAUGAUCUGUACAGCUGA
Molecule: messenger RNA, 2487 nt
Organism: Lachancea meyersii CBS 8951
Lineage: Eukaryota; Fungi; Ascomycota; Saccharomycetes; Saccharomycetales; Saccharomycetaceae
Source: the annotation of a GenBank genome assembly